Molecule: messenger RNA, 375 nt
Organism: Entamoeba invadens IP1
Lineage: Eukaryota; Evosea; Mastigamoebida; Endamoebidae
Exons: 1
Coding region: 1-375 (124 amino acids)
Source: RefSeq, a predicted model, not a curated record
AUGUCCUUUGUCCCACAAACCACACAACCAACAACACCCCUCACCCCAGAGUCCCAACCCCAAAAACAACAAAUUCAAUAUCAGGAAUUCAUUCAAGAACCCCCCGACGACGAAGAACAACACGAAAACUCCGAUACGUUUCCCGCACUCUUGUGGUUGGUGAUGGGGUUUGUGUGUUGUUGUUUCUGGCUCUUUGGGUAUUGUACGUUAAAGAAUUCCAAUGACAACGGCGCACGGACAAUUUCAAUUCUUUCAUUAGUCCUCUUCAUAUUAAUGACCGUCUCUGUUACUCUUGCAAUCAUUGUCAUUGCAAUUUAUAUGAUCAUCGUCAUUGUAUUUUCUAGCUACGACGGUGACUUAAACCCACUUUAUUGA